AUGUCCAACACUGUCACCCAUACGGCAAGUGCAGCUGUUCCGCUCUUCCAGAUACGGCCCGAUGUUACAGCUGCCGGCGCUGUCACAGAGAAACAGAGUACUGCUCAAUUGAAGUCACGUAUACCCUGGCCAACAACCAAGGAAGUUCACCAGCGAUGGCAGCUGGAACAGAUGGCAGCAGCUUUCCGCAUCUUUGCAAAGCUAGGUUUCGCUGAUGGGGGAAGCGGACACAUCAGCCUCCGAGAUCCGAUUGAUCCGAAGACAUUCUGGAUCAACCCAUACGGUGUUCACUUCGGACUUCUUAACGUCUCCGACAUGGUUCGUGUUGAUGAGAACGGUAGGCGCGUGGGAGGUGCGGAUAUGCUGGUCAAUACGGCGGGCUUCACUAUACAUGCCGCCAUCCACCGUCGUCCAGAUAUCAACGCCGCUUGCCACGUUCAUAGCCCGUACGGCCGUGCAUGGAGCAACUUUGGCCGUGGUAUCGAUAUGCUCAACCAGGACUCCUGCAUGUUCUAUGAUGACCUUGCCAUCUAUAACAAUUUUGGAGGCGUUGUCUUCGCCGCAGAGGAAGGCAAGCGCAUAGCUACCGCUCUUGGACCGAGACAUAAGAACAUUAUACUGCAGAACCAUGGUCUACUCACAUGCGGCGGUACCGUCGCAGAAGCGGCUGCAUUCUUCAUCGCUCUAGAACGAGCUUGCCACGCACAGCUGUUGACUGAAGCUGCCAUUGCGCCAAGCUCAAUCGGAGGCCAGUCGGGGUUGCGGAAGACCAUUGUUGGCGGCGAAGAGGCUUCGUACACGAAGGAGGGAACGGGCAACCCGGAGGUCAUGUACAUGCAGUUCAAGCCGGAGUACGAUAUGAUCUUGAAGGAGACCAACGGUGACUUUCUGAAAUAG
Molecule: messenger RNA, 897 nt
Organism: Baudoinia panamericana UAMH 10762
Lineage: Eukaryota; Fungi; Ascomycota; Dothideomycetes; Mycosphaerellales; Teratosphaeriaceae
Exons: 2
Coding region: 1-897 (298 amino acids)
Cellular component (GO): cytoskeleton
Molecular function (GO): actin filament binding
Source: RefSeq, a predicted model, not a curated record